This is a messenger RNA of Wasmannia auropunctata (little fire ant), 2878 nucleotides long. RefSeq names its product CAS1 domain-containing protein 1. The record is from RefSeq and is a predicted model, not a curated record. NCBI's taxonomy places the organism in Eukaryota, Metazoa, Arthropoda, Insecta, Hymenoptera, Formicidae. The transcript is spliced from 13 exons. The coding region runs from base 353 to 2737 and encodes 794 amino acids.
ACAACAGAGAUGUGUGUGUGGUGUGAUUCAUCUUUACUUUAUCAAUAGAAAAAGACUAAAAGAGGCAGCGAUAAAAAUGUAAUAAGUAAACACACGUAUGUAGAUCCCACACAUAUAAAUUGACGUGGGAUACAAUCAAUUUGUUCAACAUUUCAGGAGAGUGUGUCAAACGAGACAACAAUAGCAAAAUAAAUUUCACUCGCAUCCUCGCAUCUCGCACCCUGAGAGAAUUAUUAGAGUGUGCAUUUGUAUUAUCUUGGCAAUUACAAUAAUAUAAUUCCUUUCUGAGGAGUAUCUCGAUUAGAUAUACGUACGAGAUUCAGUGUCAAUGUAAUCGAUAUCAGAUCCCUUCAUGACAUCGGCCGAACAUUUCAUUAGUCUUAUUACAGUAACAAGUGCAAAGAAAUUAGCUACUGUGCUUGUUGUCUGUUUUAUUAUAUAUCAUGGUGUCAUACAUCUUAUUUAUGGUAGCGAUUCUUGCAAAUGGUUAUUGACAGAAGGCAGAUACAAAGGAGACAAAGAAUGGCAACCAUAUGGAUGCAUGAUGCAUCACUACACCCAAACAGACAGCAGAAGAUGUAUGAGAUAUCUAGCUUUCAUGGGCCACCGUAAUCAUUUUGUAUUUACUGGUGAUGCUAGAAUAAGGCAACUAUAUAAAUCUUUCGUUUCACAAUUCAUGAUUGAUGGUAAAACAUCCGAUCUCACGGAGCUACCAGAAAACUCCGACUUGGGCUUUAAUGAUGGGCAGCUUAAGUUAAAUGUACAAUUUCUAUGGAGACCGCGACUCGAUGACUCUAUGAUAGCAGACUUUAGAGGCUGGAUGAAGACAGAUGCACCUAGCGUAAUUGUCGCGGGCUCUGCUACAGUUGCGAUUCUUGCAAACAAUAACAGUGACGCGCAACUUUAUUCGGAAUACAAUACAGGUUUGAUUCGAUUGGUACAGCCGAUAGAUUUUUUGGCUAAGAAGGGAUCUCAGUUCCUAUGGCUCUUACAAGAUCCUGUGCUCAAGGAAAGAUUGCCUGCACAAUUGUUGGGUUUAGACAACAAGCAGAUCAACUUGUGCAACAAAGCGGCUGAGAAGAUAUUGUCUCAUAGUGAAGCUCGUAUAUGGCAAAGCAGCAAAUUAGUCGGCACGGGUGUACUUGAACAAAGUCCAGAUGGCUACUUGGCAAGUCCGUUGUCACUUCGUCAUAAAGUUCAAAUACUAUUGAAUACAUACUGCAACGAUCAUAUGAAUUUCGAUGAUGGCAGUUGUUGCAGUUAUCCCGAGCUGGCAACUACUCUACAAUUGUUAAGUUUGUCUGCGCUUGCGUUAUUUCUAACAAUAGGAGGAGGAGUAUGGCUGUACAGACAAUUGUGCAAGUAUCGUUCCGAAGUAUCCUACUGUCACGUUACCACCGAGGAAGUGGAAGAUACGGAAGAAGCAGGUACUUCGGAAGUCAUUCAAAUUAAGCAACUUGAGGUACAAGAUUUCUACACUCUCAUUACAUCGUUGGCCCUCUUCUCCAUUAUAUUAGGAUACUUUUAUUUGUGCGACAGAACGAAUUUUUUCAUGAAGGAGAAUAAGUAUUACAGUGAAUUCAGUUUUUGGCUACCACUCGGUUAUAUCCUAGCUCUUGGAUUAUUUUUCACCGAGGAUCGCGAGAGAGGACCGAGAGUGUUAAAUAGAGAGCAAACGGACGAAUGGAGAGGUUUAAUGCAAGCGGUUGUGCUCAUAUAUCAUGUCACUGGUGCCAAAAAUGUCUUACCGAUCUAUAUGUAUUUAAGAUUAAUUAAUUCUGCCUACUUAUUUUUGUCUGGAUAUGGACACUUUUAUUACUUUUGGCAAACUGGCGAUGUGUCUCUUGUCAGAUUUGCUAGAGUCAUGUUUAGAUUAAACUUGUUGACAGUAUCCUUAUGUCUUUGCAUGAACAGGCCGUAUCAAUUUUAUCAUUUCGUACCAUUGGUAUCGUUCUGGUUUCUAGUGAUUUAUUUUCUGGCUUGGUUACCACCCAGAAUAUAUUCUGGAAGUUUAGCAGAAUACGGACCGAGAGCCUUGCUAUAUUUUGCCCUAAAACUCUUGGGUCUUGUCUCGAUAAUUACUAUUCUAUACAUGUCGGAGGUGUUCUUUGAGAAAGUUUUUGUCACGAGGCCCUGGAAAGCAUUAUUUGUGACGACUGAUGAUGAUAUCCGCGAAUGGUGGUCUCGUUGGAGAGUCGACAGAUACAGCGUAGUCUGGGGCUUGACUUUCGGAGCCGGUCUUGUCGCUCUUCAGAGAAUAGAUCACAUUCCGGGCACCGCAUUAUCUUCUGUAUUGGCAUUGAUUUCCUUAAUAGCAUACACUACUUUCACGAUUUUGUGUCACUCUGUAUCAGAGUGCGAGGAAAUUCACUCUUAUGUUGCCUUCAUUCCGAUUAUAGGAUACAUCGCUCUUCGAAACGCAUCAUUGGCAUUGCGGGGAAAACACUCUGCACUUUUAGCUGGAUUAGGUAGAAUAAGUUUGGAAACUUUGGUUGCGCAAGGUCACAUAUGGUUGGCAGCAGAUUCGCAUGGAGUGCUUGUACUGUUACCCAGAUUCCCAGUAUUGAAUCUGUUGGUUACAUCGUUUAUCUUCAUCUGCGCCAGUCACGAAAUUCAUAGAUUGACGCAUGUUUUAGCGCCAUAUGCAGUACCGAACGAUUGGAAACUAGUAGCUCGUAAUUUGCUGCUGUUUACAGCUGUGUUGGUACCCAUCGGCAUUCACGAUGGAAUGUUUUAAGAAUUGAUGAUAAUAAGAAUGUCAUUCUCAUUAUCAUCCUACAUAAAAAUCAAAGAUAUCAGCAGUAUUACCGUGAACGCAGAAAAUUUCAUAUCAUAGCCCAAUUAAAGACAAUUGAAGAGAAAAGAUUAAUUAAGUAAA